AACAUGGCGGAUACGAUGCGUAUCGAGUGUACGUAAUCCGGGCCCUGGAUAACAUAACAUAACCUAAAGUUUUUGGAAAAUUAGUUUAACUGCUCACUGCUAUUAAAACUAUUCUUUCCUCAAAUGACUCGUUUCCGACCUUCUAAGUGCUAAAUUACAACAUAAAAUUGAGUAUGUUGUCUAAAAGUGUUAAGUUAUGUUCUAGAAAGUAGUGAAUUAGUAAUUUUAAUUUAGUUUUUGUGUUAAUUUGUGGAUUUUCUGUGAAAAUGACCGUAACGUACAAUGCAGAAGUCGCAACUGUGCACGGUUUGGGACCUUUUUUGAAAUUGUUAGGAAGAUGGCGGGGCAGUCUUUACAAAUUAGUAUGGAUGGACUUACUACUAUUCUUAGUUAUAUACUAUGGUUUAAAUAUAAUGUACAGAUUUAUGUUAGAUGAGGCUGGACAAGUGAUUUUCCAGAACAUCGUUCAAUACUGUGAUGAUUACGCGAAUUUGAUACCUUUAUCGUUCGUGCUAGGUUUUUAUGUCACCGUCGUGAUGAACAGAUGGUGGAGUCAAUACAGGGCGAUUCCACAUCCUGAUCCAGUAGCCGUAUUUGUUAGCGCCACUGUACACGGGCACGAUGAACGUGGUAGAGUAAUGAGAAGAACUAUCAUGCGAUACAUGUGUCUGUGUGUCACGAUGGUAUUCACGAUGAUCUCUCCUAGAGUUAAGAAACGUUUUCCUACUUUAGAUCAUUUCGUAGAGGCUGGUUUACUCCAACCCAGUGAGAAAGACAUCAUGUCUGAUCUUAAUGUUAAAUUUCCAAAGUACUCAAAGCACUGGUUGCCUUUAGUUUGGGCCUCCAGCAUAGUCACCAGAGCCCGCAAAGAAGGUCGGAUCAGAGACGAUUUCGCGGUUAAAACGAUCAUAGACGAAAUCAAUAAAUUUAGAGGACAAUGCGGACUGCUGAUAACCUAUGAUCACAUUAACAUUCCAUUGGUUUACACUCAGGUAGUAACUUUAGCUGUAUAUAGUUAUUUCAUUACGAAUAUAAUGGCCCACCAAUGGACCAAGGAUAAUAAAUACAAAUUCGAUUUGUAUUUUCCAAUUUUUACCACUUUACAAUUUUUCUUUUACAUCGGCUGGUUGAAAGUGGCUGAAUCGAUGAUUAACCCUUUUGGGGAUGAUGACGAUGAUUUCGAAGUCAAUUGGAUGGUAGACAGAAAUCUUCAGGUAUCGUAUUUAAUAGUUGACGAAAUUCACCACGAUCAUCCGGAACUAGUAAAAGACCAAUACUGGGACGAAGUUUUCCCACAAGAAUUGCCUUACACAGAAGCCGCCCGUGCCAUCAGAGACACCCAUCCGUUACCUUCUACCGCUAAUAUAGCGACCAGGCCGCAAGACCUGGAACUCAAUACACCUCACAACGUUCUGUAUCCUGGAACUAAAAUGGACGAUAUGCAAUCGUACGCAACGGGAUUGGAUGGGGGUCCCAUAACGUUUUCCGCGAAGCCAAGGCCACGGUCGUUUAGAUCGAGGGGAUCCCAGAGUUCCUUGCUCGGCAAAUCUGUACCUGAUUCAAUGUCCAGGCAAAACUCAGUGACGAAUAUGCUGAAAAGGUUUUUCAGCAAAGACGAUAGUAAGACUGACGCUAAAGUAGAAGCGAAUGAGUUGAACAAUUUGGUAGCACAGCCACAGUCGAAGCCUGUUGGAAGCAUAAAAAAGUUAAAAGACGAUAUUAUUGAAGAGGUGGAUGAGCAACAGACAAUAACGUCCCAAAGGUCAUUCAAAGAAUCUCGGCCAACAGUUAUGAGCCUAUUUGGGCCCCCAUCGCCAUCUACGCCUGUAGAUAUUCCUCACUCAAAUAGUUUUCAUACAUUAGAUCCUAACGUAUAUGAUCCCUUUGGACAUAUAUCUACAUCAGCCCCAGCUGCAUCACAUGAAGGUAACGACGAUCCAGAUAAAGUUAGCAUAGGAGGAUCGGUUACAGAUGACGAUGAUGACGAAUUUUCCAGACUGAGGAAGGUCCGAGAAGAAGAGCGUUUAAGCCGGUUAAAACACACUUUGUCCAAGUCUCUGGGCAAUAAACCAGAAGAGAUGGAAAUACUGCUUUGCCGGCAGGUAUCAGAAGUUCCUUCUACAGUUCCAUCCACACCUGGACCAAAAACACCAGCUUCGACAACCUCCACCAUUUUUUGAUACCUUUAAUGCAAUUUUUUGCAUAUCUUGCACACCUUUUAAAUCAGCCUGAGCAAUAUUAUAAGAAAAAUAUGUUGUCUAACGUAGUCUUAAGGAAGCUAUUGUAUUAUUUGAGCUAUUUGUAAAUAAGGGUAAGUUUUUGAAAAUUUAGAAUUGUUCCAAGAGAUCGUCCUUCUAAAGCAGAUCAGUUUUUUUUCUCAAAUAGUUCUAGGAACUCGAGCGUAUUUUACACUUUGACUUACCAAUCUUCUUCUAGUGAGGGUAAUACCUACUAGUGAUAUCUCAAGUAAUGCAUUCCUAGAUAUACACAUCCUCAAGGUCUUUCAAAAUGUCUAGGCUCGUAUAAUAUCUAUAUUAAGUUUUCGAAGCAGCUGAAAGAGUAUGACUCUUUCGGAGACCGGAACCAAGUUCUUCACGGAGAUAAUCAAAUGUUCGCAUAUCAGAACUGUCCUACUGUGACACUAACUUGUGGUGAGCAUCUGAGCUAUUACGCCAUGAGUAGUAAAGGGUUUUUCCACGGUACACGACAAUUAGACCGAAAUCAUCAGACCGAAAGCAGUAGACCGAACUCACUAGACCGAAAAGCACUUUACCGAAACCUCAUUAGACCGAACAGUAUAUUAGAUCGAAAUGGUACAUAAAUUAAAAAAGAUUGCAGUAAAUUAUGCUAAGAUUUUGUAUAUCUGUCUUUUUGUUUAUUGUGUUUUUUUUUUGUAUUAUUUUAUAUAUAGGCUGUGUACAAUACAGCACUGCACUGUACAGUCUGAUAUGAAAUAAUUUUCAUCCGUUAAACAAAUUAGUGAAGGUAAAAAUAAAUUAAGGGUAGAGUGACGUUAACACCAUUUUAACUAUUUCUAAUAACCGUCCAAAUAACAUUUAGUGGUAAUUACAUUUGUCUUAUCUCUUUUACUGCGAAAAGUAAAAAGAAAUUAAGGGUAAAUUUUAAUUCCUUCUAAUUUGAAUUUAAUGAUUAUGACAGCCAUUAUGGAUAAAGGGUGAAGGGAGGUUGGUGUUACCCUUGCUCAGAUUACAAUCCUGUUUGAGCACCCAUUAUUAUGUAUCUAAUACGUGCUAAUACUUUUCGGUCUCGUACUGUUCGGUCUAGUGAGGUUUCGUAAAGUGCUUUUCGGUCUAAUGAGUUCGGUCUACUGCUUUCGGUCUAAUGAUUUCGGUCUCUUUACAGUAAACCUUUUCCACUAGUAUUGAUUAUUCUUGCUUGUGAUAUCGAUGUUAAUUCUUUUCAUUUCCUGAAUUCUGUCAGACGUAUGAUGACAGGUUUGCCAGUGCCACUCAUUUACUUAUAUAUUGGCAUAGCAUAACAACUGAGCGUACAUUCUGCGCUUCCCGACGACAAGAUCUCUUGGACUGGUUUGAUGCUAUCUUUUUCUAGCACCGAGAAACUAACAUGAAACUAAGUGGAGUAUAGACAUAGACAUAAUAAGAAUAAAUAAGGUAAGGUAUGGGCCGCUCUGUGCAUCGAGGUGUAACGCCAAUAUCAACGACUUCAUUGGUCAAUAUUCACUUUGAGUGGUCUAGCCAUCUUUCUCUGUCACAUGUGCUGGAUCGCUCGGAAAAGAGAGAUAGAUAGACCACCUACCGACUACUCUACAUUACACUAUUUUGCCUACCAUGCCUAUAGGUAUAGGCACGGUAGGGGAGGACAGUGUCACAGAUUUACUAUAUGUAAGAGUGAAACAGCACACAGCACUGAUAAAAAAAGAUGAUGUCACUUCGCUCAACAUGACACCCUGUCUAUGUUAAUAUACAGCGUGUCUACUUAAGUUGGAAACAUAUGGGAAACUUUUUUUUUAUUAAUUUUACGAAAAAAAGUUACUCUUAAUAAAAAGUUCUGCAUGCUCUAAAACCUAAGAUUCAAUCAUCAGAUAUCAAAUUUUAUCAAUAUUAUACGAGGUAAGUAAAAAAAUAUGAAUUUCGUUCAAGUACCUUUAUUUCUCUGAAUAUCGAAACUUCUUAUUAUGAAAAGUUGUUAAGAUCAAAUGUGCAAUUACAUGAUUCUAAUUAAAAAAAAUAUUUUACAAAUUUUUUCUCAAAUUUAUGAAUAAGUAGGUACCCAACAUCGUUUUUAUUUAUUACAAAUAUGAUAACUGUUUUAUUAUUCAUUUUACGAAAAAAGUUAUUCUUCAUAAAAAGCUAUGCAUGGGCUAAAAUCUAAGAUACCAACUUGAUGUAUAAACUUUUAUUAAUUUUAUACGAGGUGUGUCAAAAAAUAUGAAUUUCGCUCAUAAGUAUAGUACCUUUAUAUUACACAAUAUUUCAAUUAGAACGAUGUAAUUGCAUAUUGAAACAUAGUUUUUAAUUCUAAACAACUUUUUGUAAUAACUAUUUUCAAUAUUGUGAAAAUUAAAGGUACUUUACUCUUGGGUGAAAUUCAUAUUUUUUACAUACCUCGUAUAAAAAUGUAAUAAAUAUAAAAUGUGAUAUCUGAUGGUUGCAUCUUAGAUCUUAGGACAUACAGAGCUUUUUAUAAAGAAUAACUUUUUUUGUAAAAGUAAUAAUAAAAGAGUUAUAUGUGUAAUAAAUAAAAACGAAGUUGGAAGUCAUAAAUUUGAGAAAAAUUUGGAAAAUAUUUUUUUUUUCAAUUAGUAGCAUAUAAUUACAUAUUCGAUCUUAUUUUUUAAUUCCAAACAACUUUUCAUAAUAAGAAUUUUCGAUAUUGAGGUACUUUACUCUUGAACGAAAUUCACAUUUUUUGACAUACCUCGUAUAAUAUUGAUAAAAUUUGAUAUCUGAUUAUUGAAUCAUAGAUUCUAGAGCAGCGAUUCUCAAACUUUUUGAGUCAUGUACCACCUACAGUUACUUUUAUUAUUUUUGGUACCACCUAUAUUUUUACAUUGUAUUAUCAAGACUUACUAAAUACUACUAUUUUAAAUUUUUUAUGUUUUGUGUAUCACAGCAAAUAAUGAUAUGUACCACCAGUGGUACAUGUACCACAGAUUGAGAACCGCUGUUCUAGAGCAUGCAAAAUUUUUUAUGAAGAAUAAUUUUUUCUCGUAAAAUUAAUAAUAAAAAAGUUUCCCAUAUGUUUCCAACUUAAGUAGACACGCUGUAUAAGUCUAUGGUGCAAAUGCGACUGUUAGAGAUAAAAUGACAUUUGUCAAGUUGUAAUGGAGUUGAUAUUCUUUUGGUUUAUGUUUUGACUUCCUAAAUAGUGCUUCUUCGAAUGUUGUUGCUCUUGUGAAACAUUUUUAUCAUGGGUAGAUAUUAUUGCUAUUAUUUGUCGUCGAAAUAUUUUUUAUCAGCAUCCUUUAUCCAAUUAUGUAGUAGCAUGUUCAAUGCUUCAAUGUAGCUCUUCAACCCUGGCUGGGUCUUGGCUGACUGUACAACUUUUUUCCAAUUUGUUCGGUCUUGCAUCAAACUAGGGUCAAAUGGGAUGUUCAUUUUUCGGAGAUCCGCUUGGAUGUUAUCUCUCCAUCGCAUUCUGGGACGUCCGAGUGGUCUUUUGCCUGUAGGAAUCUCCUCCUAUACCAGUCUCACAAGUCUCAUUAUGAAGUCUGUGCACGUGGCCUGCCCAUCCUAGUCGCUGUGAUUUAAUUUCUUGGACAUAAUGGCGUCAUUGUAGAGUGCUUUAGACAAGGAGAAAACGGCGGCUUCGUUGGAAAAAAUUUGUUUAAACAAUUUUUUUUAAAACAAAUUGCAAAAAUCAAUAUUUUCGGCGCGGACAAAUCUUUUUAGGGUUUUUUGAUCAUUCAGAAUAAAAAAGGUCUCUUAUAAUUUUUCUCUAAAAUUGAUCGUUUUCGAGUUAUAAGCAAUUUAAAAUUGAAAAAAACGAAAAAUAGUGAUUUUCAAGGCCCAAAAGCACCAGUAAAAAAUAUUAUUUUUGAGGUUACCAAGUGCCUAAAUUAAAGUUCAAACCUUCUUGUAUCCGUUCCCGAUGAGAAUUUGGGGCUUAUUUUAUUUUAAACUUUUGUUUUUAAUGCAGCGCUUAUGACAGGUUGGGCGCUCGGGCUGUCGCGCGGCUGGACUAUAUUAUAAAUAUUCUGUAGCUCCGGCGUUCUCGGCGGUUUUUUAUGCUUGUUAAAUAUACAUACGUUUUUGGUUACCAUGUUUUUUAGUUUUUAUAAAUCAAUAUGAUUUUUUGAUGUUUAUUAUAAUUUUUGAAGGUAUAAAUAACAACUAAAAAAUUAAUACAGCGUUCGAAAGUUUACAAAUGUGUAGCAAAAUUUAUUUGAAAUUCAUAUUUUCGCAUUCAUCUACAUUGCAAACAACAUUUUAAUGUUAAACAUUACUAAAUUUAAUUUUAAUCUUAAAAACUUUUAGAUGUCAAUGAUAAAAACUAAAAAAAUUAAUUUUGCUACACAUUUGUAAUGUGUUGAACGCUUUAUUAAUUUUUUAAUUAUUAUUUAUACCUUCAAAAAUUAUAAUAAACAUCAAAAAUCCUAUUUAUUUAUAAAAACUAAAAAAUAUGGUUACCAAAAACGUAUUUAUAUUAAAGCAAGCAUAAAAAACGACGAGCCACAGCCCGAGCGCUGGCCCUGUCAUAAGCGCUGCAUUAACAAUUAAAAAACAAUAGUUUAAAAUAAAAUAAGCCAAAAAUACUCAUCGGGAACGGAUACAGGAAGGUUUGAACUUUAAUUUAGGCAUUUGGUAACCUCAAAAAUAAUACUUUUUACUGGUGCUUUUUGGCCUUGAAAAUUGCAAUAUUUCAUUUUUUUCAAUUUUAAAUUGCUUAUAACUAGAAAACAAUCGACUUAAGAGGAUCGGUACGUAUUUUCGGCUGCAAUGCUAUUCAAAUGGGGAUUCAUUUUUUUCGAAUCCUGAGAAAACUAAUAAGUAUUUUUGAAAAAUGUAAACGCAGAAUGAAAGAUCACGUUAUUAGCGAGGGCCGAAAGUCCCUGAGAAUUUCUAUAAUGUUUAUUUUAAUAAGUUACAGGGGUGAAAAACUAAGAGAAAAUUUAGUGUGAUUUUUAAUUUCAAAUAUAUCAUUCAAAAUAAACUUUUUAUUUAUUCUAAGGGACUUUCGGCCCUCGGUAAUAAUUUAGUCUUUCAUUCUGCGUUUAAAUUUUUCAAAAAUAUUUAUUGGUUUUUUCAGGAUUCGAAAAAAAUAAACACAAUGCCGUGGUAAUAUUUUCCAAAUCUAUCGUUGUCUUACAACGCACUCAGCCGAAUAUAAUAUUGUCAGCAUAUAUUGUCAGUCAGACACUGACAAUCAGUGACAAUUUUAAAUAUUUGACAUUGCAUCGGGAAUAUGUUGAGUUAUUGAUUAAAUAUUAUUGAUAUAUAAUGUAUUUGAUAAAUAAUUGAUUUAAGACGUGAACUUAAUAAAAAGUUAUUUAUUGUGUAUUAUUUGUGGAAGAUCCAAGCAGAGAAUACAUCAGGAUAAUAUAUGCUGUGAUCCAAGUAUUUUGUUGUUAAAGAUGUUCAAAAUUGUAAGCGUUCCAUAACAAUAUAUUAUUAAAAAAUCACUUUUAACACUUUUUCUCUUUUUUCGAUUGAGUAUUAGUCUUUGUUGUACAAAUAAAUUAUUACAAUCACUGAAUACAUAGUUAGUGAAAAAAUUAUCACAUUUAUUAACUGAAUUAAUAAUUUGCAAUUAUAAAAAUAACAGUUAUCCAAGAACAUUCAAAACCCAUCUCUUUAAAUUAAUGAUGACAUUUUCAAGUAGAAUGACAUUCUAGUAAUGUUUACAUAUCCAUACCACUGUGAAUUUUACUACACGUAAUUUGCCGUGUAAAGACAGAAAAAGUAGGGAUACACGUAAAAUAUUUGCGAAUUAUGUACCCAUAGCCUUAAGGGAAAAAUUACAAGAGACCUUUUUUGUUCAGAAUGGUCCAAAAACCCUAAGAAAAAUUUGUCCGUGCCAAAAACAUUGACUUUUGUAUUUGUUUAAAAAAAACUGUUUAAACAAAUUGGGACCACUUUUCGCGUGGGCGACUUCUUGAACUUUAUUCUGAGGUGGCUCACGAAUGUGAUUAUGUAAAAAAAUCUCAUGGGAAUAUUUUUUCCAACGAAGCCGCCGUUUUCGUCUUGUCUACUUUUAAUUCGAUAUUGGUUCUGAUCCUAUACUGGUUUGUGGUGAUGUCGUGGUGAGGUCUCGAAGUAUAGGUAAGGAUGUUCAUCGACAUAGGCUUUAUCUUAUGUAUAUACGCAAUAUUAGGAAAUGUAAAGAAUUAAGUAGUUUCAGUUUUUCUAAGCUAAGUACUUUAUACUUAAUAUACGAGCACGUAGUUAUAACAUAACUCAAGCUCUUAUUGUACAGUUUUUAAUUUAUAGGUAUUAUUUUUUUUAAUUUUUAGACAUUUUAAAUUAAAGCUAAUUAGUAAGUAAUAAAUUGACGCUGGUCGGGAGAUUAUAUACUGAAUUGGUAGGAAGUAAGUAAUGAGUCUAGUAUGGACAAUAUAACCUUACAAUCAGAGAAUCUUUUCUAAACGGAAAUAAUAUGGAUCAUUUAAAAUUCACAAUUCUUUCUAUACGAAACCAGAUGGUAAUGGCCUGUUCAGUCUCAGUUUAAAAAUUCCCCAUUAAAUAGUAAACCUUAUCAGACCUUAUGUCAAUGAAUCACUUUUUGAAUGCACUCGAGGACGCUUCUUGACAGAAAUGUUUUCAGCUUUUAAAACAUCAGAUAAAGGACCAGCCUCUUUAUGUCGAUAAAUUAGUCUUCAACGUAAAACCACACACAUGUGUUUUUUUCAGUAUAGUCACACCCGGAGCGGACACACCACCGCACUCGCAAAUAAUAAAAAACCCUCUUUCGAGCAAUGUUCACGCUAUUUUACCGACACAAUUAAAUAUAUUAUUAACAAGUUGUUGUUUUUACAUUUAUUUUAAUUUAAGUUAAUCGUUCCCGAACACGCACGGAACAAAUUAUUUGGUCUUUUACCUCUUCUUCGAUAUUGUUGUCGGCAUGUAGAUUAAUUCCCAUGUAUUUGACAGCCAUUACUUGUUGUAUAAUUUGAUUGUCUAACUCCAAUUGCAUCUAAUUGGUUCUUUGGCUAUUACUAAGCUUUUUGUUUUUUGGGCUGAUAUUUUCAUAUUCAUUUCUGUUGCGUUAAUGUUGAAUUCGUGCAGCAAUCUUUGUGAUUACUUUGUGAUAUGUGACUUGAUUUUAAUUAAUACAGAUUGACAAUAUUCAGUAUAUAAUCUAUCCAUAUGUCGUAAAAACCAAUAGAAAAAUGUGAUAUUGUUAGUGUUGUGAAUUAUUGACAAUACGGAUAUUAUUUAAGGAUGAUAUAAUCAAACAUUUUUUGAGACUUGAGAUAAAAUGGAAACGUAAUGAAAAUAACGGUGCUUGUACUCUUACGAUGUCAGUUGGACCACUAUAAAAACAAAAUUCGACACCGAUUGUCGACGCCGUUUGUAAAACAUAGGCGGCGCAAUAGAAAUUAAUGAGUAAACUUUUAUUUUGAAAUUAUGGUUCAAUAUUUGUUAAACAGUAGUAAUGUUGUUAAUUGUUCACAUUUCUUUAUGAAAUUGACACCAAAGAUAAUUAAAAAUACAUAAUACAAAUGAAAUUUAACGUGCUUAUUAAUUUGAGAACUAAAGAAAUAAGACUACACUUUGAAUAUACACAUAAAAUACUUACAUGAAAACGAACAAUUCGUCUUCCAGUCGAAUUGUCUUAAUUCAUGACUAAUGGAGAGAUCACUUUUACUACUGUACAUGGGACAUAUUUUUGACAAGUUGAAAUAUAUCACUAUCCGUGUGUUCAGAACUUGAUUCGACACUUGUUGUGUUUAUAACUACCACAUCAAUAUUGGAAAAGAAGUGAAAAGCGCAAUUUACAUAACAGUUAUCAGACCAAUAAUGACAUAAAUACGCGGCAGAAACACGACUUGAUACAGAAAGGACAGAAAGAAUGCUAGAAACAGCAGAUAUGAAAAUACUUUGAAAAAUCGAUGGGAUAUGGGAAGAUCUAGAAGUGCAGAUAUACGACAGAUAUGCAAGGUGGACAACAUUAAUAACUGGGUAAAAAGCAGAAGAGUAUAAUGGAACAACUACAUGAGCCAAAUGACAAAAAACAAAAUAGGAAGAACGGCGAGAGACGGUUCCCCAAUAGGAAGACGAUCAGUUAGGUCUGUAUCCCGCGUAUGAAAAAAAAAGUUGAUUAAUAAUGAGCUGAAAACUUGCUAAUAGCUUAAACGGUGUCUAGUCGGAUAAACUGUGAUAUAUGAGAACACUGUAACAAGGGCAGUUUUAAUUGUGGAACAGGUUAAAAAUUUGGAACGGUCAGACUUAAACUCUCCGAACAGAGAUUAAACUCUCAUGCAAAAAUCACGACUGCUAUUUAUCACCUGUCAUAAUUCCUGUCAUUUUACAUAUUCUACAUGUUCCACUCAUUAAAACGCCCAUUUGGUGAUAAAUAGUAGGCUGAUUUUUGCAUGAGAGUUUAAUCUCUGUUCGGAGAGUUUAAGUCUGUUCUGUCGGACAAAAUAAAUGUGCCGUUUUCGUGGUCUGGCCGUUCCAAAUUUUUAACCUGUUCCACAAUUAAAACUUCCCCUGUUCCAGUGUUCCCAUAUAUCAAAGUUUCUCCAACUAGACACCCUUAAGCUAUUAAAAAAUUUUCAGCUUGCUAUUAAUCAACUUUUUUUCAUACGCGGGAUCCAAACCUAAGUGGGAAGACCACGAAAACGAUGGAAUGACAACUUACUGGAGGCACAUUGAAAAACAGACAGAGUCAUGUCUACACAAGAAGAAGAAGAAGGAAAAGAAGAAGAAGACAUUAAUAUUGGUGACAAAGCAAGAUAAUAUUUUUGAGCUACACAAUUUUUCCAAAUGUCACUUUUGACUUGUAAGUAUAUAUAUUCUAUUAAAACAGAAAAUAGUGAAGAAUUACAAAGAAUGAUGGAAGCACUAGAUAGUGAAUCGACAAAGAUGGGACUGAACAUCGCUUACAGUAAAACAAAAGCCAUGACCAAUCAACAAGGAGAACCAAUAAUUACAGUGGCACAAACAAGAAUAAAGCAAGUAAAAGAGAUAUUCUAGGACAAAUCACUAAAUUAAAUAAAAAAAAUCAGACCGAAGAAAUAAAAAAAAAUAAUAAGAUUGGCCUGGGCAUCACUCGGAAAACUUUCUUUUAUUCUAAAGAAAAAAAAAUACCCCCAAUACCUAAAAUCAAGAGUCUUCAAUCAGUGUACACUCCCUCUCCUCAUAUAUGGCUCUUAGACAUGGACACAUACAAAGGAAAAUAUGGAAAAAAUAAAAAUAUGAAACAUGAAAAAUUCCAUUAAUUACAUUAUUCAAUCAGCGGACUGAGCAAAUUGACGUCAUUAAAUCUCGCAUAAUAUAUGGGACAUCCUGUAUAAACAAUACAGUUAUUAAAAUUUAAAAUUGAUCAUUAAAAGUAUAUAAUACUUACAAAUGCAAUUUAAUGUGCUUAUUCAUUCUUUAAGUACUAAAGAAAUGAGACAAAAAAUGUAUUAUAAAAAUAAAAUAAUUGUAAGUUAUGACGACGACACUGUUUAUAUAGUGUUUAUAUUGCUUGCCGCCUUUGAAACAUGAGAAGGUAUUUUGACCAGAUAACGAUAUGAUUUGAGCCUAAGCACUUCCGAACAAUUUGACCAAUUACUCUUCAGUAUUGCCCAAUAAGAUACGUUAGAAAGUAAUAAGCCACACCCGCGUCCAUGUGGACUAAUACAAGGAGUGAUCAAUUUUGAAGCAAGCAAAUGUUUAUAUGGUUUAUCUUUAUUUCUAUGCUCUUCGUAGAAUUACUGACCGGACCCCAAAAAUGCUUCUGGUCCAACUGACAUCGUAAGAACACUUUUGUAAUAUAUUUUUUAUUUAUUAAUAGCGAUUUUUAAGUUUAAAUAAUCAGUUUUUUGUCUCAAGUCAAACGACGAAUGAGGUCUUCAACUCUAACGGUUCUUAAAAAAAUGCAGAGUCCAAUAAGAAGAAACUAUACAGGGUGUUUCAUUAAUAAUUUAAAAUAUUUUCACUGUAGAUUCCUGGGCUCAAAGUGUUGGUUUAAUCCAAUGCACUUUGUAGUCCGAAAUUGCUUCAUAAAGGAGCUAGAUAUCUUUAAAGAUCGUUUUUGUAAUUAGUUUUAUUUAAAUACCUCCAGUACUCCAUAAAUUGUGAAUUUCUAGCACCCGUCAUAAGCGUUCGUUUUUGGUAGGACAACGGUUAUUCUACGUUUUUUUUUGAAAAUUUUCAAAUAUAUUUUUAUGGAAAACUGUGUAUCCUACCGACUUAAAGCAACAGUACCUUUUAGUACUAGAAUAUCUCACAAUUUAAUAAUUAAGUGUUAUAAAUGUUUAAGACUAAAGACACAUAAUAAUACGAUAAAAUAACCGUUGCCCUACCCAAAACAGACUUCUACUACCGGUACUAGAAAUUCGCAAUGUAUGGAAUAUAUUUAUCUCUGGAAGAUAAAUAGGCGCUCCAUUUUUCGUUUUUCAAAAUAGAAGCGUUCUGGGGGUAUUUAAAGAAAACUAAUUACGAGACGCCAUCUUUAAAGAGCUCUAUUAGCUGCCUUAGGAAACAUUUUCGGACUAACCGAUUUGGGUUAAACCGCAAUAUUUUGAGCUCAGGAAUCUACAGUUAAAAUAUUUCCAAUUAUUAAUGACACCCUGUAUAAGUCCAUGCUGAGAAGUUUUAGUAUACGAUGAGCGCGCUAAUAACCGGCAAAAUAACGCAAAAGAUGGAAAACAUAAUACAUUGUGAAAUAAGCAGAGAUGAAACUAGUAGAGGUGGAUAUUAUCGAUAUAAACGUAUAAAUUAACAUUACAUAGUUUCCCACCUUUAGACGUCUGUGACAGGAGAUUUUACAAAAUUCUCCUGUCACAAUGACAGUUGUCAUACUCCUCCGAUACGUCUAAAGGUGGGAAACUAUGUAAUGUAAUGUUAAUUUAUACAUUUAUAUCGAUAAUUUCCACCUUAACCACUAUAGCCAGGGAGGUAGUGUCAAAUUUGACCGGAGCAUUUUAGAAUGGCUGUUUUCUUUUAUUUAGGUAGGUGUUCCAAAGCUUAUUAACAAGUGAUGUGUCAGCUGGCCCAAAACCGGGGAUUUUAGGCAAGAAAAGGUAAAAUAUGAAAGUUGAUGGACAAACGCUACAACUUAAAUGUCAAAUAUUUAUAUACGUUACUCAGAACAUUUGAUAGACUUGCUUACUUGGCUCCUACCUUUCACUCGGGAGAUCCGGCUUCAAAUCCUGGCGCGGAAAAUUCUUUUUGUUUUUUAAAUUGACAUUUUAUUUUAAAAAAUAGUUAUUUUUAUAAUACCACGGCAUGUCCACUUGGCCAGCUAACAUUUUUUGCAACGUACAUGAUGCAGCUGACGCUUUUUUAUUACAAUCUAAAAUUCACAAAUUAUUGAUUUAUACUUUUUAAUCUUUGCCACACUAGUCCAAGAAUAUUUUUUUAUUAUUAACUAGCUGACCCGGCAAACUUCGUACCGCCUUAAAACUAAAUAAUGUUUGAAAGUUUAAUACCUAAAAAUUACCAGAAAGCCAAAAAAAUACUAAAAAAUAUUGCGUACCUAUACUUUUUGCUACCAAAUGCAUAGUUUACGAUUCUAUAAGGGACAUAGGUACAGACAAACAUUCAUUUUUAUGUAUUAUAGAGAAUAGGGAAAUAUUUAGAUUGCUAUUAAAAAUAGGGGUUGGUGAGAAAAAAGUGAAAAUUUAGGGUUGUAUCUUUCGGUUCUACAACAUAUAAAAAACAGUUUGUCCAAAAAAAUAACAAAUAAUGUCUCCCUUUCCACUUAGAUCGUUGGUCUUACCAACUCAGGAACCUUCAGAGGUUCAUGUACAACAAAUUUGGUUAUUAAGAUCAAUCAUAAUAUUAUGACCAAAAAUGCAUAGUUUGCGAUUCUAUAAAAGACAAACAGAUUUUUUUAUAUUGUCUCGUAUAAAUAAUAAAAACGUGGUAUUAUAAAAAUAAUUAUUUUUCAAAAUAAAAUGUCAAUUUAAAAAAACAAAAAGAAUUUUCCGCGCCAGGAUUUGAACCUGG
This is a messenger RNA of Diabrotica virgifera virgifera (western corn rootworm), 14084 nucleotides long. RefSeq names its product bestrophin-4 (gene Best1). The record is from RefSeq and is a predicted model, not a curated record. Lineage: Eukaryota; Metazoa; Arthropoda; Insecta; Coleoptera; Chrysomelidae. The transcript is spliced from 11 exons. The coding region runs from base 267 to 2180 and encodes 637 amino acids. Gene Ontology annotation, molecular function: chloride channel activity.